This is a messenger RNA of Acinonyx jubatus (cheetah), 1737 nucleotides long. RefSeq names its product nudix hydrolase 18 (gene NUDT18). The transcript has 3 exons. Gene Ontology annotation, molecular function: magnesium ion binding; 8-oxo-GDP phosphatase activity; 8-oxo-dGDP phosphatase activity. Bases 306 to 1277 code for a protein of 323 amino acids. The record is from RefSeq and is a predicted model, not a curated record. NCBI's taxonomy places the organism in Eukaryota, Metazoa, Chordata, Mammalia, Carnivora, Felidae.
GGAGGUAACUGAGAGGCAAAGGUCAGUGCGCUGCGCACACCACUCAGACCUGGCUCCUGGACCCCCUUACGGACUGGCCCCGUCCCCUCAGUCUCUGACGCGAGCCAGCCAAUCCGGGCAGCCCGCGGUGACGCGUAGCCUAUCAGCGGACAGGGCUCGCCGGGCGCUUCCGCGUUCUCGAGCGCGCCUGGUCCGAGUCGGCAGGGGGAGGGGGCGAGGGCGACUGACUGGGAUCUCACCCGCGUCCCACCCCAUCCGGCGCGACCCACCUGCGGGGGCCCGUCCGCUGCCUCCCAGGGGACCCGAUGGCCUCGGAGGGUCUGGCCGGGGCGCUGGCGGCGGUGUUGGGGGGCCAGGGGCUGAGUGUGCACAGCUGUGACUCGGAACCGGCCGAGGAGCCGCCGGCGCCGGUGCGGCUGCGGAAGAACGUCUGCUACGUGGUGCUGGCCGUGUUCCUCAACGAGCAGGAUGAGGUGCUACUGAUCCAGGAGGCCAAGAAAGAGUGCCGUGGGUCCUGGUACCUACCCGCGGGGAGAAUGGAGCCUGGGGAGACCAUCGUUGAGGCACUGCAGCGGGAGGUGAAGGAAGAGGCUGGGCUGCACUGUGAGCCUCUGACGUUGCUGUCUUUGGAGGAGCGGGGCCCCUCCUGGAUCCGCUUUGUGUUCCUCGCUCAAGCCACAGGUGGAAUUCUCAAGACUCCCAAGGAGGCAGAUGCAGAGUCCCUGCAGGCUGGCUGGUACCCUCGGACCUCCCUGCCCACUCCGCUGCGAGCCCAGGACAUUCUGCACCUGGUGGAGUUAGCUGCCCAGUAUCGCCAGCAAGCCAGGCACCCUCUUAUUCUGCCCCAGGAGCUUCCCUGCAGUCUGGUCUGCCAGCGGCUUGUGGCCACCUUUACCAGCGUCCAGACAGUGUGGGUGCUGGUGGGCACAGUGGGGAUGCCUCACUUGCCCAUCACUGCCUGUGGCUUCACUCCCAUGGAGCAGAGGGGUGGCAUCAAGAUGGCCAUCCUGCGGCUGCUACAGGAGUGUCUGACCCUUCACCACUUGGCAGUAGAGACCAAGGGGUUGCUUGGACUGCAGCACCUGGGCAAAGACCAUGCAGAUGGCAUCUGCUUGAAUGUGCUGGUGACUGUGGCUUUUCGGAACCCAGGUAUGCAGAGGGAGCCCCCAAAGGUUCGGGGUGAGAACUUUUUUUGGUGGAAGGUGAUGGAGGAAGACCUACAAAGCCAACUCUUACAGAGGCUUCGGGAAUCCUCUGUCGUCCCAGUCAACAGAUAGGAAGGUGCCAUCUCUGUGCAAGGAGCUGGGUGACGGUGCUCCCCCCACCGUGGCUUUGCUUUCCUCUGGGGGAAGCAGGAGGUUGGCAGUCAGGGAUCUGGUGGUGUUGGGAGCAGGCAGGUUGUCUGGUCCCCUGGUUGUCAGGGGAAUUUCCUUCUCCAUGGAGCUGGUCCCUACAUCGCACUGAAAGGACAGUGCCUUUAACCCAACAAGGAUUCCAGAGCUCAAGGACCUAAUUGCCCAUGGGUACCGAUGAGGGCCCUCCUCCCUAAGGGGAUGGAUGUGAGAACCUUCUGAACGUGAGAUGGCUACUCGUCAUCAUGAACCUACUUGUCAUUUUCCAUGCUUGCCUCAGGAAAGGCCUACAUCUGAUUCUCAGGCGCUGAGAACAUGGACUGGGUGCUGAGGGAGGUCAUUCCAAGGGAGUGGGCCCCUUGCUGAGUAAAUACGUGGUACUUAC